CCGUGUCUCCCUCAGCUCUGGCGUCGCUGGUCUCUCGGUAACGAGCCGCGGUUAAAGAUGGCGGCUUGAGGGUCGAGAAUCUGAACGGCUGCGGCUCCAUAUCCCGCUCCGGUCUGACCUGCAAGGCCUCGCCUGCCGUUAUUACACAUAGCCGGCGCUGCAACAUCCCUCAAGCAACCCCUCACCUCCUCCUCCCCCGGUUGCUGUAUGUCUGCAGCUGAAAGGGGGCGUUUUACUGAUCAUUUCCUCACCUGUCUGUGCAGCACCGUGAAAUACCUGACCUACUUCAGGUCCAGGAAGAAAUCCCUGCAUUACUACAAGAUCAAGGACCCCAACCUGGAGGAGAUGGACGAGCAAAGCGUGGAGAGUAUAGCAGAGGUCUUCAGAUGUUUCAUUUGCAUGGAGAAGUUGCGAGAUGCUCGUCUCUGCCCACAUUGUUCCAAACUCUGCUGUUUCAGUUGUAUUAGAAGGUGGCUAACCGAACAGAGGGCUCAGUGCCCUCAUUGCCGAGCGCCUCUGCAGCUACGGGAACUGGUUAACUGUCGGUGGGCAGAAGAAGUUACUCAACAGCUGGACACACUGCAGUUGUGCAGUCUCAACAAACAUGAGGAAAACGAGAAGGACAAGUGUGAAAAUCAUCAUGAAAAGCUCAGUGUUUUUUGUUGGACCUGUAAGAUUUGCAUUUGCCAUCAAUGUGCACUUUGGGGUGGAAUGCAUGGUGGUCAUACCUUCAAACCUCUGGCUGAAAUUUAUGAGCAACAUGUUACAAAAGUAAAUGAAGAGGUGGCAAAACUCCGACGCAGGCUUAUGGAAUUGAUCAGUCUUGUGCAAGAAGUGGAACGGAAUGUCGAAGCUGUACGUGGUGCAAAGGAUGAACGUGUACGGGAGAUUCGCAAUGCUGUUGAAAUGAUGAUUGCAAGACUUGACACACAACUCAAAAACAAGCUUAUAACGCUCAUGGGCCAGAAGACCUCUCUCACGCAAGAAACUGAGCUGCUAGAAUCACUCCUGCAAGAAGUGGAGCAUCAGCUCCGAUCUUGCACGAAGAGUGAACUCAUCUCCAAGAGUCCUGAGAUUUUAAUGAUGUUUCAGCAAGUUCACAGGAAACCAAUGGCUUCCUUUGUCACUACCCCUGUUCCACCAGAUUUCACUAGUGAAUUAGUCCCAUCUUAUGAUUCAACUGCAUUUGUUCUUGAAAAUUUCAGUACUUUACGGCAGCGUGCAGACCCUGUGUACAGUCCACCUCUUCAAGUAUCUGGCCUUUGCUGGAGACUUAAAGUUUAUCCAGAUGGUAACGGAGUUGUGAGAGGCUACUACUUGUCUGUUUUUCUCGAACUAUCUGCUGGACUCCCAGAAACUUCCAAAUAUGAAUAUCGUGUUGAGAUGGUCCAUCAGUCCACCAAUGACCCAGCAAAAAACAUAAUUCGAGAGUUUGCAUCUGAUUUUGAAGUUGGCGAGUGCUGGGGUUAUAACCGCUUCUUUCGACUGGACUUGCUCGCCAAUGAAGGAUAUUUGAAUAGGUCAAAUGAUACUGUAAUUUUAAGAUUCCAGGUUCGUUCUCCAACAUUUUUCCAAAAAUGUAGAGACCAGCACUGGUACAUCUCUCAACUAGAAGCUGCUCAAACAAGUUACCUUCAGCAAAUAAACAACUUGAAAGAAAGACUUGCUAUUGAACUGUCACGGAACCAGAAAUCACGGGGAGUGUCACCACCAGACACACAUCGGAGUCCUCAAAAUGAUGACAGUCCAGAAUCCAGACCUAAGAAAUCAGACAUUAAUUUGGAGAACAUAUCUUUGCCCACUCCCAGGGAGGCUGAUGAAGAUGAGGACAAGAUUCUCCAUGAUGUAUUCACUCAGGAUCUCUCUGAUGGAGACCUGGAUGUGGAUCUUGUUGGAGAUGAAGAUGGAAACCAUAUAGAAGGUAGCAGUUCCUCAGCCAGUUCAACUGCUACUAGCAACACUGAAGAGAAUGACAUUGAUGAGGAAACAAUGUCAGGUGAAAAUGAUGUUGAAUAUGGGAGCAACAUGGAUUUAGAAGAAGGAGAAUUGAUGGAGGAUGCUGCUGCCACUACUGGAGCCUCAGCAAGUGGCCAUGGUUAUGGCAGUGGAAGAAGCUCAAGACGCACAGGAAGUAACACAAACAACUCCAGCAACAGUUUGUUGGGACUAGAUCCUCUAAUACUCAUUCACUUACUGGAUCUUAAGGACAAAAACAGUGUAGAAAAUCUCUGGAGCCUUCAGCCAAGGCCACCUGCUUCAAUCUUACAGGCUUCAGCAUCAUGCUCUCGAAAGGAGAGGGACUCUCGGAGGCAGCAGACAUCUUGGCGUGUUUCCCCAGACUUGAAAAUGCUAAAGCGAUAUAAGUCUCAGGUGUUAGAGGUGCGCAGCAAGCUAUCUGCUGUAAAGAGUCAACUAUGUGAGGUUAGAAGUGGCAGUGCCGUGAUCGUUGAAAACCAGAGCAGUAACUCAGGAGAAUCUGACUCCAUGGUUGCAGGCAAUGCAGAGGGAUGCAGUAAAUUACAAGAAUUGGGCAUGGAGCUACUCCGGAAAUCUUCUCUUGCAAGCUGCUAUGUAAGAACCUCUACUGCUAAGAAAACAAAUUCCCCUAAGCAUUCUCGAUCUGGUGAAAGGGCAGGAAGUCUCUCUCUUCGACGGGCAGUGGAUUGUGGUGAUGGUAGCCACUGUGUAAAGGGAGAAUGUCCAGCUUCAUCAGAAGGAUGCAGCAGUGGCUCAAAGAAUAGCAGCAGACAUGGAUCUCCACGAUCUCUGACUACUGGAAGUCCAGAAAUACCUUCUAGCUCUAAAACAGAUGAUAGACAGGCAGACCUGCUCAGCUCUAAAAUACAAGCAAUGUGUAUGGACAAAAACCGGAAAGUGGACAAUAUAGGGUCAAAUUCAAAAGCAUGGAAUGGAAAUGAUAUGACACAGAUGGGAAGCUUGGAUAGUGCUCUUGAAGCAGGAGAAAUUAACCCGAUUUUAACCGAAGGAGCCUCACACUAUCCUGAUGAAGUUGCAGUGUGCUCAAAACACAUUCUUCAUAUUUUGCCUGGGAUGAGCAGUGACAGUGACAUUGAGUGUGACACUGAAAAUGAAGAGCAGGAUGAAAGCAUAUCCUGUGGUGGCUUUAAUGACACUUACACGGCACAGCCUUCAGGCGAAGAUCAAAGUUGUACUUUCCAAGACGACAGCAAUAUUAGCUCUGAAGAUCUCUGUUUUGGUGCUACAGAGGACACUGGAAGGUGACUUGGCAGAACAUGAAAAUCAGUCUCCUUGGGCAUUCUGAAGACUCAAAGGAUUUGUAAACACUAGAUUACUUAAUGAUGUGUCCUGUUAUGGAUGCAUAUUCACUGUAACUUAUUUAUUUCAUCUGCAUGCCUAAAGCAGAUAUAAUUACUGUAUUUAUAGAAGAGCAAUGUGAUUAUUUUUGUCGUGACAGCACUGUAGUGAAUAUUAUGCUAAAACCCAUAAAGAGAAAUAAAACCGGUGCAUUUUACUGUACGUAUCGAGGUUAGACAGGUGCUAGUUGAGUGGAAAUUACCAGCAAUAAAUAUACACAAAAUAUGGACUGGGAAUAUACCCAUCAGGAUGUAAAGCUGUUGUAUAAGCAUAUGAUUAAACAUAAGCUCCUAUCCUGUACUUUUCAAACCUUUCCUCAGUCUGGAUUUUACUUUUGAGCUAGUCAACAUGUUGCAGUAUAUGCAAAUGAGGUGCCUUCACAUGGGUGCAAAUAAUACGCCAUAGAACGCUCUGCGAACUAAGCCUGCAGAAUAGUAUUUUUCUGCACAGCGAGAAGGGAUUAUAAUAAGUCAGAGCUAAGCUUUCAAUAUCUCAGGCUAGUGUGCUUUCUGUGUACACUGUCAAACCAUAGGAGGAAAUGACUACAGAACAGGCAAGGAAAUGGUGAUCUAGUUGCUUGAAUAUCACAUAGUGGUGUUUGAAUUUAAACCAUAUUCCAUACCUUAUUUCCGUAUGCAUUAAAUGUAAGUGUUUUACUAAUGACCAAAUAUGCCCAAAAAUCUAGGGAGAAUUCGUAUAGAAAAUUCCCCAUUUGAGUCGCUAAGGACUAUAAUAACAAAGUUUCUUACGGUUUGUCAACCUGCUUCUUCAUAUCUCCUGUAAAAUCUAAAUAUGACCAUAGUCCUUGCAUGUUGCUGGUCUGUGAUGGUGAACGCCAACCUCUUUCAGUUAUGUUUACCAUGAUGCUAAGAUAUGUUCUUUUAGAUGAUUAAGCAGAAGUUAGUGGCCAUUUGGCUGCAUGAACAUCGUGUAAAACUUGGUCAGAGAUUGGCCAUCACUGUUUUAAGAUAAGAGCAAGUCUGUUUGCAUGGCAACCUAGAACUUAAGAAGUCUAUAUUAUGUAUGGUUUAUCCAUACUGUGUGUAAUGAACCAUCUUAUUCCUACUAGUCUAUAUGCAAUGUUACCAAACGUACCAAGUUAUCAUAAUACACCCAUUAAUAAUAACACAAUGCAUUGGAUUAUUAUCUAUGGUCAGAUGUAUGCAAUUUGUCAAUUUAUUUAUUUUACAUUACCUGUACGUAACAAAGUUGAUGGUGGUUUUAGUUAAGAAAAAUACACUAACACAUGUACUUGCUUAAAGUUUAAAAAAAUACAAAAAACAGAACAAAGACAUUUGAAGUUUUGUCGGAUUACCAUUUGUUUAUUACGAAGUUCAGCGUUUUUAAUACUUAUUUUAAUGAAUCAGCCCUGCAAGGAAAUUAAUUAUAUUUUCUCUGUUCCAGUGUUGCAGUGGUCGUGGAUUCUCUCCCUGUAGGACAUGUGUGCAUUGAAUUUGCCAAACCUAUUUCAGCUUCUCUAUGUGUAUUGUGAAUGUUACUUGAAAGAUGCAUUUAGCAUAAAUCAGGAUGUGCUAGAUCUAACCAUUUCAGUUUUGUUGUUCAACUUGCUUUAUUUGUGGAUUCUCCCAUUUUAUAUGUAUUCUUUUAGUUUGUUUUGUACUUUCAUUCUUCGUUUACU
Molecule: messenger RNA, 4975 nt
Organism: Pelobates fuscus (common spadefoot toad)
Lineage: Eukaryota; Metazoa; Chordata; Amphibia; Anura; Pelobatidae
Gene: TRIM37
Product: tripartite motif containing 37
Exons: 25
Coding region: 208-3243 (1011 amino acids)
Biological process (GO): protein autoubiquitination; negative regulation of centriole replication
Cellular component (GO): peroxisome; aggresome
Molecular function (GO): zinc ion binding; ubiquitin protein ligase activity; tumor necrosis factor receptor binding
Source: RefSeq, a predicted model, not a curated record